Culicoides brevitarsis is the source of this 1579-nucleotide messenger RNA. It is a transcript of the gene BckdhA, whose product is annotated as 2-oxoisovalerate dehydrogenase subunit alpha, mitochondrial. Gene Ontology annotation, biological process: branched-chain amino acid catabolic process. The record is from RefSeq and is a predicted model, not a curated record. The coding region runs from base 107 to 1429 and encodes 440 amino acids. Gene Ontology annotation, molecular function: oxidoreductase activity, acting on the aldehyde or oxo group of donors, disulfide as acceptor. The transcript is spliced from 3 exons. NCBI's taxonomy places the organism in Eukaryota, Metazoa, Arthropoda, Insecta, Diptera, Ceratopogonidae.
CAUAACUGUCAUUUUCUUAUCAUUCUACGUCGUCGUGUUUUUACCAAAAAUUGUGUUUUUUUUUGCAAAAAUUUAAUUUUUUUCGUAAAUUUUGAUAUUUUUAAAAAUGUCUUUUGUUCGUAAUUUGCGACAAUGUGUCGGAAAACUGCGACAUCACUCCAAAAUCUCACAAAUUAAGCGAUUUCAAUGCACAACAUCGUCUAUGAGCCAAAAAUCCCUUCAAGAUGACUCUCAAUCGCCUGCCUUUCCGGGUUUCGCUGACGUUCAAUACGUGUCACGUCCCACAAUUGUGUUGCCCGAAGAAUUUCAAAAAAUUCCCAUUUAUCGGGUGAUGAAUCGCGAUGGCGUGAUCGAAGAUUCGUCGCAAGACCCGAACUUGAGUCAGGAAAUGGUGACAAAAAUGUUCCGGGACAUGGUUUUGCUCGACACGAUGGACAAAAUUUUGUACGAAUCUCAGCGGCAAGGCAGAAUUUCCUUCUACAUGACGAAUUUUGGCGAAGAAGCGGUGCAAAUUGGGGGAGCAGCGGCACUUGACAACGAAGACAUGAUUUACGGGCAAUAUCGGGAGGCAGGAGUGCUUGUAUGGCGCGGAUUUACAAUUUCCGAGUUUGUGAAUCAAUGUUUCGGCAAUUCCGAAGACGAAGGCAAGGGGAAACAGAUGCCCGUGCAUUACGGAAGCAAACGUUUGAAUUUUGUGACAAUUUCGAGUCCAUUGGGUACUCAAACGCCCCAAGCUGCGGGUGCUGCUUACGCUUUGAAGCUGAAAAAAGACAAUAAACGAUGCGUUGUCACGUACUUUGGCGAAGGAGCUUCGUCUGAAGGCGAUGUUCAUGCUGCUUUUAACUUUUCCGCGACACUCGGAUGUCCCUUGAUCCUAUUUUGUCGCAAUAAUGGAUACGCAAUUUCGACCCCGGCUCAUGAGCAGUACAAAGGAGAUGGAAUUGCAUCACGAGGACAUGGUUACGGCAUUGCAGCGAUGCGUGUUGAUGGCACAGAUAUCUUUGCGGUGUACAAUGCGAUGAAGAAAGCGAAGGAAUAUGUCGUUAAAAAUAACAAACCGAUAAUUUUUGAGACUUUGGCUUGUCGUAUCGGACAUCAUUCGACGUCGGAUGACAGCAGUGCGUAUCGCAACAUUGGAGAUUUGGAAGUUUGGAACACGACGGAGCAUCCGAUCACGAAAUUGAAGAAUUAUAUGAAAGCUCGCGAAUGGUGGAAUGAGGAAGAAGAGAAGAAUUUUGUCAAAUCAGUGAGAAAACAAAUUUUGUCGCAAGUUAAUCAAUCGGAGAAGAUUUUGAAGCCGGAUUGGAGAGAAAUGUUCAAUGAUGUUUACCAUGAAAUGCCGAAACAUUUGAAGGAACAAAUGGAUGAAUUGGAACAACAUAUCAAGGAACACCCAAGCCACUAUCCUCUCAAAUCAUUCAAGGGCUAAGCAAAAUCCAUCGUCGAUGAGCUACAACUACCUGGUGUUUGCAUUUAUUAGCAUUAAAUUUUAUUUUUUUACUACUGAAACAACGUCUUCCGCCAUAUUUUUAUAAAAUUUUGUUAAAAAUGUGCCUUUAAAUAAAUAUUUUUAUCCCAA